AGGCAAUACAGCCAGCAUCUUGAGCAAAAGCUCGUUCCCAUCUCGAUCAUCAACGCACAGAGCGUUGAUUGCUCGCUCAUGGUGUUGUCUCCGCUUCUGUCACGACCGCUGAUCAGUUGGUACAGCCACCGAAUAUACAGUGCCAACGAAGCUGCAAACCUUGUAGACAUGCAACUGCGGUGUUGUUCAGUACGGCGGCCUGCUAUGCCCCAGAAGCAACUUUCCUGUGAAAGCCAAAGCCAGGCAUUACAAGAUUCGCAACCACUCUUAGCGGUCGGCAGUCUUACAUUAUGAAGAUGGUAUAGGCGCUCCGACUCCUUCCUUCUCGACCGAGAAUGAGAGCGCCUGGCUCCUACGAAUGCAUACGUGAUUGCCUGCCAAUGGUUGGCUGUCAACGUGGAGAGUAGGUACAUGUACCUCGCCCGUAUAGUGCUCCUGGCCGGAGAAACCUGAGGGUCGUCACACUCACGUGCUCAGGCAUUGACACUUCCAUCGGUUGGUGCUGCUUGUUCAAGUUGCUUGCGUGGCAGAGGGCAACAAAACAAGAAAAAAGGAAUUGUUGUACAGCACACGCUAAAACUACAUACAUUGUAUACUCUUUUCAGUCUUAACGCGUCACCCCCACCUACCACUACAGGUACCUGUACUCACCUACAUGUACCUAGGUACUGUAACCUUACCUUAGGUACAGUAGGACCAACGACGACAUCAAAUGUGGUAAUUGACGAAUGCCCCAUCUCGUUCCGACUUUCCCCAUUUCCGCUUCUGCUCUCCACGCCAGGCGCUAACAUCGUGAGGUCGAUGGCGUCCGCACUCAAGUCCAAGGUCGCCGGUCUCGCCAGCUCGGCCAGUUCCAGCGCAGCGACACGCGAGGAAACGGAACAAUACAAGCUCGUGGUGACUGCAGGACCCUCCUACGACCAAAGCCAACAUCAAGUCGUCCAGGUCAACACGGGCGAGGCGACAUACGUCGAGAAUGAAUUCCUCCGAGCCAAGAUUAAUGUUCGUGUCAGAGGCUUUCGUGGACUUCCUUCCUCUUCGCCUUCAACAUCAGACUACUUCGAUACUCCCCUGCACGAAAAAGAUCAAUACUCCCUCGGCUUCUCCUUCGUGCCCAAGCAAGAUCUGACGAGUGUGGAUACCGUGUGGGGCAACGACCUGGACCAUCCCAUCCGUGAUAGACUGCCACCCGGUUUCAAUACAGCCUUCCGCAUCGUCAAAGAGUUCAUCGAUCCCGGUCUCGCGUGUGACGUGUACGCGGACGAGCCAUGGCUGUACGGCCCAUCACUAUCGUGCUGGUUCGCACUGCGUAUUGGCGACGAGUAUGCAGAUGACGCAGAUUUCCCCGCGCCGGGCGCCUUCACUGACGGCGCUGAUGGGAGCGGAAAAACGAUGCGAGACGAGAUCGGGAUGCCAGAAGACAACGAGAAGCGCAGGAAGUUAUUCUUGAGUGCAGAGAAUCGGCAAAGAAUGGUCUUCAAGAAGGGGAGAUUGUACCAAGGUGACUUCUACAAUCCGUAUCUCGACUUUGCAAAUUUUGCUCUCAAACUGCCUGGCUUCAGUCUCAAAGUCAUCAAGUACAUUGGAGAGAAGACGCAUUGCUUGCGAUAUGUAUUCAAGGACCGAGUGACGGGGAACGUGUACUUUAAUGUGAAUUUCACGCUACUAUGGGGUGACAAGCUCCGGCAAGCUUUGGAGAAUGAUGGAGGAGUUCGAAAUCAUCAUGAUCACCAACAGGGAGAGCAGCAAGAAGCUUCCGCGGUAUAUGGGGAAUGCAAUGGUAGACCUCGUUCAGAACCCGUGAACGAGGCUACCGAACAGGAGGAGGACAGACAGAGCCGCAACAACAAACAAAUGACAUCGGGGUCAGCCAGCAAACAACAAACGCAAAACCAGGCCGUGAAUAAUCGGGAAGACGAAUCUUCUUCACCUCCAGAAAAGAUGCAACUUCACCCUGGCGAUCACGACGCCAUAGCGAAUUCCCGUGUGAAAAUCAGUGCUUCUUCAACAGACGAUGGCAUCGAUGAAAUCGACCGACUGCUGCGAGAGACGUCGACGAACCAAAAGCGUCAAGGACGAGUACUAGGCGAUGAUCCACGCCCAUGA
This is a messenger RNA of Sphaerulina musiva SO2202, 2106 nucleotides long. RefSeq names its product DUF1769-domain-containing protein. The transcript has 2 exons. NCBI's taxonomy places the organism in Eukaryota, Fungi, Ascomycota, Dothideomycetes, Mycosphaerellales, Mycosphaerellaceae. The record is from RefSeq and is a predicted model, not a curated record. The coding region runs from base 802 to 2106 and encodes 434 amino acids.